Aspergillus wentii DTO 134E9 is the source of this 1409-nucleotide messenger RNA. RefSeq lists its product as uncharacterized. NCBI's taxonomy places the organism in Eukaryota, Fungi, Ascomycota, Eurotiomycetes, Eurotiales, Aspergillaceae. The transcript is spliced from 3 exons. Bases 224 to 1252 code for a protein of 342 amino acids. The record is from RefSeq and is a predicted model, not a curated record.
CGCGCGUUGGAUGUCCCUGGAAAUUCCUGGGCGCAAGAAAACUUCCUCUCUGUUUUAUUGAAGGACGGCUGAGCCAGGCCAUUUACUACUUGAGAAAGCUGAUGACUCAUGUCAGGGACAACUGCCCUGACGUAUGUCAACGUGAUAGCCUAGUAGGUUGCCAAGGCUCAGACCGACUCCCUUCGGUUUCCAUAGCACAUCGCAAAGCAACUACUCGUCCACUAUGAUGCCACGUACCGAGCCGAAACGACGAUCAUGGGCCAGGGAGUACACCGAAGCUGAGGACAAGCUGUUGGGGAUUUGGGGGUACUUCAAUAGCCAAAUGAAGAAGAUGGAGUAUUGGAAAAGGACUCAGUACACCCCUACCGACGAAGAGCUUCGAAACCUUGGCAUCGAGCUGUCCGACCUUGAUUUUGAAACUGGCGAGACCUCUUCUACAAUCUUCCCUUAUUUCAUGCCGAGUCAGGAUAAGACCGUCAGUGUCUCCAAUAGCGGAAUACAUCCAGAUAACGAUGCAUUCAACACCUUCAAUAGAAGCAACACAAGAAGGAUUUUUGGGGAGUACGACUGGUACGAAUAUUUGCACUUGGCAUUCGGUGGCUAUGUUGGGGCAAUCAGAGAACGUCAGCAGCCCGAAUUUGACCAGCGCUGGGAGCUGCCCAUUCCACAAGAUAGAAGAAGCACCGGGAGCUGCGCAGUGCGCGAAACCAUGAUAUAUGGAAAAAUGCAAGCACGACGACCCAGCCAGUCGCACCGUGUUGUCAAAGUCUUGGUAGACAAAGAUAUAGAUGAGAAUCGCCCGUCGGUAUCGGAAUGGAUUGGGUUGGUGUCUUGGAUGUUGGGGGGAAUGCGUUACCAACUCGAACAAAUCAAAGCGCAGAUUCCAAAGAAGCCGUCAAAAGACCAGCGCAGGGAGCUCAACAAACGAAGACUUCACAUUGUAUUCCCGACCCUGGUCCUUUGUUUCAUGAAACCUGCUCGAGUAAGAGUGCUAUAUGGCUAUUUCGAGUACGGAAUACUCAAAGUCCAGUUCAGCAAAUGUCAAGAUUUCAACGUCCCGAAUUAUGUCGAGAGAAUGGACUGUCUCCUUCGGUGGAUAUUUCCAACCACGAAUGGCGAUACUCGGCUGGUUGGUCUUCAGGCUAUCUCAGAAGAUGAGGAGGAUGAGGAAGCUGAGUCUUAUGAGAAGAAGCACGGUAUUAUUAGCCAGGCUGAGAACACAGUCGGUUCAUGCCAAAGCACUGAGUCAUAGCUGGAGGCUUUUGUUCGGUUAAUGUCCAUUUGCCUCUUGCUUGUGUAUACUACUAUCGAGAAAAAACACUUUCUGUAUUGAAUAUACCUUACGUGGUUGCUGUGUAGGAGCUAUGACUUAGAUCCUGUUCCAUUCCACUUUUGCAGCGUUAAUGCAC